This is a messenger RNA of Caenorhabditis bovis, 1050 nucleotides long. The record is from the annotation of a GenBank genome assembly. Lineage: Eukaryota; Metazoa; Nematoda; Chromadorea; Rhabditida; Rhabditidae.
AUGUACCUCGUGCAAUACCACAAAACGACCAAUUUCGACGAACCUCAUCGAACGAUUUUCAACAUUUUCGCGUAUCUCGAAGCGGUUUCGCUGAUUCUAUCAACUUUUCUAUUAAUUCUAGCCGGCUAUUAUAUAAAAUUUGCAAAUGUUCACGAGAAUUUGACAUCGAUUAUGCUGUAUAUGUUUGUCGAUGAGCCGUUGUAUCCUUCAAACGACCUUCCACAAUCGCAGCGGGAUUUCAACGCGGUGGUCUUCUGGUGCAGUUUUUAUCGAAUCUUCUACCUUCUCAAUUUUGUCAUGGCUUCACUUAUGGCUGCCGUCGAGCGAUAUUUUGCAACAAUUUUUGUGUGCAACUAUGAGAAAAUAAAGAGACGAUGGAUUGCUGUGCUCAUCAUUGGCUCAUCCAUCAUCGGAUCGUUUAGCUUCACAUUUAUCGUUCAUUUUGACGUAUUGUCGUCGUUGACCCUUAGCCUAUUCGGCUUGUUCCUCAAUUUGUGCAGCUAUUUGGCAUUCAUCGGCAUGUAUGCGGCGAAUCGGCGAAAUUUGAAGCGCGUUAAAAUGCGCGCGAUUCAAAAUAAAUACACGCUGAGCUUGAGAUUCCAGUUGAAUGAGAAUCUCAACGUGAUGAAAUGGCUCAAAACGAUAUUCACCGCGUCCAACAUCGUCAAUUUCGUGCUGGGAGUCUUCUAUACAGUUAGCAACGAUCGAGUUCUUCGCUACCGCGACCCAUUACUAUGUGCAUAUCUCUAUUUGGUCAUCAAUCACUCCAUUGUACUGUACUCUUGGAUGAUGGUUGUCGGCAUUUUUAUGGCAGACCCACGGUUUCGACAACGAUUUUUGACGAAUGCCACUUUUCAUCGCAUCUCGGCCCCAAUAUUUGGUCGCUGUUUUCCGGCGGACUUCAGCCAAAAGCGAAGUCUUACCGUAACCGAAGAAUCCAAUAUCUAUUUCACGACGCUGAAAAGCCAAUGGGAAACGUUUGAAGUGUCGGUGACGUCGUCGAAGAGCACUCUGAGGACGGUGUGCUUCGGUUUGGGGAGGAACGUCUAA